Macaca mulatta (Rhesus monkey) is the source of this 1527-nucleotide messenger RNA. The record is from RefSeq and is a predicted model, not a curated record. NCBI's taxonomy places the organism in Eukaryota, Metazoa, Chordata, Mammalia, Primates, Cercopithecidae.
UAAACUUGCAUAAAAUCGAAUUUCCUACAUACUUUCCUAGUGGCCAGUUUCCCCUGAUUACACUUUGUUUUGUUGUUUGGUUGCAAGAUAAAUACAUGUUUUGUUUUUAAGGUGUGCAUGUAUCAACAUUAUCAUUUUUAUUUUGUUUUACAGUUGUUUUUUCUGCAAUGAUAUUUGGGACUAUUACAAAUCAAGAUCUGCCUGUGAUCAAGUGUGUUUUAAUCAAUCAUAAGAACAAUGAUUCAUCAGUGGGGAAGUCAUCAUCAUAUCCCAUGGUGUCAGAAUCCCCAGAAGACCUCGGGUGUGCAUUGAGACCCCAGAGCGCAGGGACAGUGUAUGAAGCCGCCACGGUGGAAGUGGAUGUAUCUGCUUCCAUCACAUUGCAAGUGCUGGUCGACACCCCAGGGAACGUUUCCUGUCUCUGGGUCUUUAAGCACAGCUCCCUGAAUUGUCAGCCACAUUUUGAUGUACAAAACAGAGGAGUUGUUUCCAUGGUCAUUUUGAAAAUGACAGAAACCCAAGCUGGAGAAUACCUACUUUUUAUUCAGAGUGAAGCUACCAAUUACACAAUAUUGUUUACAGUGAGUAUAAGAAAUACCCUGCUUUUCACAUUAAGAAGACCUUACUUUAGAAAAAUGGAAAACCAGGACGCCCUGGUCUGCAUAUCUGAGAGCGUUCCAGAGCCGAUCGUGGAAUGGGUGCUUUGCGAUUCACAGGGGAAAGUUGUAAAGAAGAAAGUCCAGCAGUUGUUAAAAAGGAGGAGAAAGUGCUUCAUGAAUUAUUUGGGACGGACAUAAGGUGCUGUGCCAGAAAUGAACUGGGCAGGGAAUGCACCAGGCUGUUCACAAUAGAUCUAAAUCAAACUCCUCAGACCACAUUGCCACAAUUAUUUCUUAAAGUGGGGGAACCCUUAUGGAUAAGGUGCAAAGCUGUUCAUGUGAACCAUGGAUUCGGGCUCACCUGGGAAUUAGAAAACAAAGCACUUGAGGAGGGCAGCUACUUUGAGAUGAGUACCUAUUCAACAAACAGAACUAUGAUACGGAUUCUGUUUGCUUUUGUAUCAUCAGUGGCAAGAAACAACACGGGAUACUACACUUGUUCCUCUUCAAAGCAUCCCAGUCAAUCCGCUUUGGUUACCAUCGUAGAAAAGGGAUUUAUAAAUGCUACCAAUUCAAGUGAAGAUUAUGAAAUUGACCAAUAUGAAGAGUUUUGUUUUUCCGUCAGGUUUAAAGCCUACCCACAAAUCAGAUGUACAUGGACCUUCUCUCGAAAAUCAUUUCCUUGUGAGCAAAAGGCUCUCGAUGACGGAUACAGCGUAUCCAAGUUUUGCAAUCAUAAGCACCAGCCAGGAGAAUAUAUAUUCCAUGCAGAAAAUGGUGAUGCCCAAUUUACCAAAAUGUUCACGCUGAAUAUAAGAAGGAAACCUCAAGUGCUCGCGGAAGCAUCAGCGAGUCAGGCGUCCUGUUCCUCGGAUGGAUACCCAUUACCAUCUUGGACCUGGAAGAAGUGUUCAGACAAGUCUCCUAA